AUGGCAGAGGGUGAGUCCGAACUUAGCCCAAGACGUCGUAUGAAUCUUACUGACCCUCUGCCCACUCACCAGGCUACGCGGCUGCUCGGGCCAUCACCUCUCCGUUCCGAUUACCUCCCUCGUUGGCCGCUCCCAAGGCACAACCGCCGCCUUCGACGAUUCCGACCGACCGGUUGGCGACCCAGGCCGACCACUGGGCCGACGGGAGAGGUGUAUCACCUGCUCUCCCUCCGCCGAACGGGUACACACUGCAACCCAAGCCGGCUUCGUCUUCGCUUACGACGUUGGCGACCCAGACAUUGAUCAACCAGGCCUCGCACGUCGCGGCUCAGCAACAACCCCAGCAGCCUCCUCCACCACCACCACCACCACCACAGCAACAAAUGCCACCUCAGCAUCCAGCUUCCAUGCACGGCUACGGCCCACCGCCGAUACAUGCUCGGCAGGGUGGCGGCAUGCCUCAACAGCAGGCUCAACCUUAUUACUACACCCCAGCUCCGGCUUCCGGUCCUUACCACGCCCACCAACCCCCUCUUCCUCCCAUGGCGAUCCCACCCCCGCCCCCUUUCGCGCAAGAGGUCACGCCCACUCCUUACUUUGCUUUACCCAAGGACGUACACAUGUCCCAACAAUACGCGCCCCCAGCUUCUACCGGGUACGACGCACAACAACCGAAUCUCGUUCCGCAGCACCCCCUCACAGCACCACCACCCCCACCUCACAUGCCCAUUCAACAAUCGAUGCAAAUGCCCGCUUACCAUCAACUCAACGGCACCAUCCCACCACCUCCCCAUCCAUCGGCAUCUGCUUCUGCCCCUUCUUACUCUCGGAACAGUGGCAGCGGCUUCGUUCAACGCCAGGUUCGGACGACGAGCAUGGUCCCUCCUAACUCGGCGAUUGACCAGUCCAUUCCGCGGAUCGAGCAACUCGGGCUCUCGAAUCCCGGCCCUCCACCUCGCGCACCUUCGGUUCGACCCGACUAUUACCUCAGUGAUCAGGAUGGACCGCCUAACAAGCUCAGCGUCAUGCAUCCCGAUGUAAGCCCACUCCCAUCUUUGAGACAUCGCGCAGGCACUCACGGUCGCGGGGUCUCGGGUUGUGACAGCAACGAACUUUGGCGAAUCUGAGGGAGGCAGCAUACUCGGGUCCGAACGAUAUGUACAAAAAGAUCGCAUGGGCCAAGCAAGUGCUCAAGUUCGUCGAGCGACAGCAAUCGAUCUCGCGCAACUCGUCUCGCAUCACCGAUCAGACGCUCGUGCGCUGGACCGACGAAGCACUCAACCUCAUUUUGUCCUCUGCCGCCUCCAGCACACCCGUGCCGUUGGCUCUUUAUUUCCGUGGCGACCUCUCAUCGACGGGCUCUUUCCCAUCUUAUCGAUCCAAGGACUCUAGCGCCGCUUUCCGGGACUUCGAAGCCGCCUCGAACGGCGGGCUCGUCAAAGCCUGGUUCCGAAUAGGGCGAGCAUACGAAGAUUUCGGCGACGUGCGACGCGCCGUCAAUGCUUAUGAGAGGGGGGUCGAGAAGGGGGACUGUGGGAGCACGUAUCGCCUCGCGAUGGCUUAUUUGUUGGGUCAGAUUGGUGUGAUGGCCGACGCGGGGAAAGCAUUGGCGUUGUUGAGGAGGGCUGCGGAUGCGGCCGAUGUUGAUACACCGCAACGUGAGUCGAGCACGGAUGUUUUUAAAUCACCUCGCUUCAUUUGCUGACUUGGUGGGUUGCUGUUGACAGCUCCUUAUAUCCUGGGUUUGCUGCUCAAUGGCGAGUUCGAGACCGCGGGGGCAAAGCUACCACAAGGGGUGGUGCCGCUGAAUGUGGAGGAAGCGAAAUGGAGGAUCGAGAGGGCAGCGUAUCUCGCCUUUGGACCAGCGCAAUACAAGAUGGUGAGCUGCGAUAAAGGAUGCAAGAGUACUAGUAAACGUUAGGAGGCUAAUGAUCUGAUCUAAUGUGCAGGGCUACGCAUACGAAUACGCGACUCUUGGAUGCCUCUUCGACCCCUUCCUUUCAGUCCAAUACUACGCCCUGGCCUCGCAAAACGGGGAAGUCGAAGCCGACAUGGCCUUGAGCAAGUGGUACCUCUGUGGUUUCGAAGGCAGCUUUGAAAAGAACGAGGCACUCGCCGUCACCUUCGCGGAGAAGGCCGCCCAUCGAGGUCUACCCAGCGCCGAGUUCGCCCUGGGGUAUUUCAGCGAAGUCGGCAUUUCGGGACCCAUCAAUCUCGAAUUGGCCAAGAGGUGGUACCAACGAGCUGCAGGGCGAGGGAAUGAGGACGCGCAACAACGCCUCGAGGCGCUGCAGGGAUCGGAGGAAAACGUCCUCUCGCGCGUCGAUCACGAGUCGCAGUUGGAUCAGAAGUUGGUAAGGAAACGGACCCAGGCUCAGGCAAGGUCCGAUGAACAGAAAUCGAGGUUGGCGCAGACCUAUGCGAGGGCUUCGGCGGGAUCAGUCCAGGGCGGCCGUGGGUAUGGUGGAACGGCUUCCGCUCCACCGAGUCAGCAGGCAGCCUAUCAAUCACCGCGGCUGAGUCAAUCUAAUGGGUCGUCGGAUACAUCCGUUAACACAACGCCACAAAUGCCUUCAUCUCCGGGAACGGGAUCGAUCCGCGGCAGAACAAGAAGCGACACGUUGAAGCAAGUCGAAGCUGCAGCCGCUCAAGCGGCAGGAUGGGGACCUCGACCGAUGCCGAAUCGAAACAACACCGAAGCCUCUUCUUCCCUCCAAACUUCACCAGCAAUGGGGAGGUUGCUCCAGGAUGGGUCGGCAAAUCCGAACGCCGGUAGUGGAGGUGCGAAUGGUCUACGGAGACCGAGCUCGACCUUACCUCCUAGCAAUUCGAGUACGGGAGGGGCCCCUCAACGUCAAGAGAUCGCGACGCAUAUGGCGUUGAACAAGCCGACAACGUUUGCGGAGAUGGGUAUCGCGACAACCAAGGCGAAGAAGGAUGAGUGUACGAUCAUGUGA
Messenger RNA from Microbotryum saponariae, 2957 nucleotides. The record is from the annotation of a GenBank genome assembly. Lineage: Eukaryota; Fungi; Basidiomycota; Microbotryomycetes; Microbotryales; Microbotryaceae.